AUGGCAGAAGAGUACAGCGCGGAGCGCUUCCUGGAAGAGGCACCCGCCAGCGGGAAGGAGGUGGCGUCAAGGGUGAAGGCCUGGAUCGCUGCACACCACCACGAGGAGGUCCCCGACACCACCGCCGCCGCUGCCGCCGCUCCAGGCAGCGAGCCGCCCCGCCUGCGCCGCCCACUCGCCGUCGUCACCAGCGGCGGCACCACGGUGCCGCUGGAGCGCAACUGCGCGGGGUAUGCCGUCAUCUUCCUGAGCCGCCACGGAUCCGCGCAGCCCUUUGUGUCAGAGUUUCAGGAGGAGCUGGGUGCGGAGACGCUGGCCGACCUGUUUGAGCUGCGCGGCGACGGCGGCCUGCACGUGCGCAGUGCGCAGCAGGCACGCAUGGCGGCGGCGGUGGCGCGGGUGCAGCAAGUGAUGGCGGAGGGGCGCUACCUGCACCUUCCCUACACCACGCUCUUCGAGUACCUCGCUUAUCUGCAUGCCCUGGCGCUGGCCCUGGCCCCCUACGGCCCCUCUGUGCUCUUCUACCUCGCCGCUGCCGUCUCCGACUUCUUCAUGCCCUGGGCCGACAUGGCGGAGCACAAGAUUCAGUCGGCUGACGGGCCCCUCACGCUCACGCUGAAAAAGGUUCCCAAGAUGCUGGGCACGCUGCGGCUGCGCUGGUGCCCCGCCGCCAUGCUGGUCAGCUUCAAGCUGGAGACGGACGAACAGAUACUGCUGCGCAAGGCGUACGGCGCGGUGGAGGCGCAUGGCGUGCAGCUGGUGGUGGCCAACGAGCUGCACUCUCGCAAGGACAGGGUGUGGCUGGUGCAGCAGGCGGCGGCGGACCAGGGCGGCGGCAUGGCGGUGCACAAGAUUGAGCGGCCACCGCAUGUGGCUGUGAUCGAGACGCUGCUGGUGGGGAGGUGGUGGGCAGCCACCGGCGGUUCAUGGCGGCGGCGGCGGCGGCGGCAUCGCAGCGGCAGCAGCACCGGCAAGGAGAGCAGCAGCAGCGGCCUGUGGGCUAGAUCGCAGCGUGCUGCCAUCCGGGUGGACACCGAGGGCGCCAAGUUCGAGGGAUGGACGGAGCUGCGUGUGGCGGCCCCCGCCGCCACCUCUGGCGGCGCCACCGGCGGCAGCCUGGGCCUGCACUGCUAUGGCCUGGCUGUUCACUCUGUGUCGAUCAACGGCGAGCCGACCAGCUUUGAGCUGCUGCCGCCCGUCAGGGAGGAGCUGCCAGAGGGGGUCGCUGCCGCGGCCUACGACAGCCCCCAGCGCCAGCUGGCGGCGGUGGCAGAGGCUUCUUUCUACCUGUACGAGCGCCAGCUGCAGCGCGAGCGCCUGCCGGAACUGUCCAUCCAGCUGCCAGCCCAGCCGCAGUGGCAGCAGCAGCAGGGGCAGGAGCAGGCCGCCGAUGGUCCGGGCAGCGGCAGCAAAAAGGGGGAGCUGUGCAUCCGCGUGGAGUAUAGCGGCGGCAGCGGCGGCGGCACCACCUCGGGGCUGCACUUCUGGCGCCGCUACGCAUGCACCGACAACCAGGUGCGCCGGGCCAGCGCCUGGCUGCCAUGCGUGGACACGCCCUCUGCGGCGGUUUCUUUCCAGCUGGACCUCACCUGCCGCGCCGAGGAGAUGGCGGUGGGGCCGGGCCAGCUGCUGCGCCAGAGCUGGGCCGACGGCGGCAGGCAGUGGCGCACCUUUCACUACUCUGUGCCCAUCAGCUGCGCGCCCUGCCACCUGGGCUUUGCGGUCGGCGAGUUCCGGGUGGUGGCGGAGGCGGCGCCUGCGGGCAAGAAGGGCGGGGGCGCGUCCAACGGCGCCGCCAACGGCGCCGCCAACGGCGCCGCGAAUGGUACCGCCGACAAUGGCAAGUCCAAGACAGGCGCACCGUCGGCGCAUGACCCGAAGCAGCUCACCCACUUUGCGCCGCACGAGCUGCCUCCCGAGCUGGUUGUUGCGGCGGUGCUGGCGGUACCGCCGGCGGUAACGACGGACGAGCCGGAGGUGCCGUCCGCGGCGGCAGCGGCGGCAGACGGCCUGGCCCGCGCCGCCCACUUCUUCACCCUCGCCUACUCUCUGUUUGAGGAGGUGCUGGGGGCGCGCUGCCCGCUGCCCGCCAUGCAGCAGGUCUUCCUGCCCCCCGAGCUGCUGCUGAGCGAGGGCCAGUCGCUGGCGGGGCUGCAGCUGCUGGGCACCGGGCAGCUCAUCCAGGCCAGAGCCAUCGAGCAGUCCAUUGCGGCGCGCGGCGCCAUCGCUCGCGGCCUGGCGCGGCAGUGGUUUGGGGUGCUGCUGCGGGCGGCCACCCCACUAGACGAGUGGCUGGUGGAAGGGCUGGCUGGCUGGCUGGAGGAGCAGUGCCUGCGCAAGUUCCUGGGCAGGAACGAGCUGGCAUACAAGCGCUGGCGGGACAGGCAGGCAGUCUUCCUGGCCGACAACGGCGAGGCGGCGCCGCUGGCGGCCCGGUGCGCCGCGCCGCCAGUUGCCAUGCAGGGGCCUGCCACCGCCGUCGUCGCCAUGCUGGAGCGGCGGGCUGGCGAGGAACUGUUUCGCAAGCACGUGGGGGAUGUGGUGGCUGGGGCCAUAGCCGCGGUGCAGGCGGAGCAGGCGGCAGUAGCGGGCACCGCCAGCGGCGCCGCGGGGCCGUCGCAGUCGCCUGCUGCAAGACCGUCGCCUGCUGCGGGGGCGGGCUCCUUCCGAAAGGAGAUGGGCCCCUUUGCCGUGCGCUGGGUGUACGGGCGCGGCGUGCCGCACAUCACCGCAGCCUACAUCCACCACAGCCGCGUGUCUGCGCUGGAACUUGCCGUGAAGCAGGCGGGGCCGGAGAGCGCCAAGCGGGCGGCCGAUGCAGCGGAGCGUGCCGCCGUGGCGGGCGGCAGCAACGCGGGGAUCAUCAAGGCUGUGGUGCGCGAGGGCGAGCCGCCCACCUCCACAGACCACCCUGUCCACCUGGGUGGCGAGGCAUUUGUACUGACAGAGCUCAAGGUCACGCCGGUGGUGGAGAAGAAGCAGCCCGGAAGGCGAAAGCGUAAGGUGGAAGGCGUGGAAGUUGAUGAGGCGCCCAAGACCAUCGUCGCCACCCCAGAGGAGCCUGUGCUGUGGGUGCGGCUGGACCCUGCCUGCGAGCUGCUGUGCGAUAUACGGCUGAUGCAGCCCGAGCGCUGCCUGGCGGCGCAGCUGCUGCAGUCGCGGGACGUGGUGGCGCAGGCGGAGGCGAUCCAGCGCCUGGCCGAGCUGCGGGUCCACUCCGCCGCCACCUGGCGCCAGCAGCCGGGGGUGGAUGCCCUGCGCCGCACGCUGGCAGACCGGGCUGCCUUCUACAGAGUGCGGUGCGAUGCGGCGCUGGCACUGGCGGGGCUGCGGGAUGAACAGGGACAGGCUGCAGGCCUCCCCCUGCUCCUCGACUUCUACCGCUCCCACUACUUCCUGCCCGGGUCGGAGGUGCCUCGCUCCAUCGCCAUCGCCGACCCCUCAGAGUACUUUGUGGCGCAGGCGGUGGCCACGGCGGUGUCCCUGUGCCGCGAGCCCGACGGCUCCACCCCCAUCGACGUCGUCCUCUUCCUCUCCACCUGCCUCAACGAAUACGUGUCGGUGCCGGGGGCCCCCUUCAGCGACUAUGGGCUGGUGGCCGCGCUGUGCGCCUCCCUGGGCAACGUGCAGUUCGAGGGGUUUGGCGACUCCCUGCUGACUCUGCUGGAGAAGUUUCUGGAGCGGGACUCGGUGCUGGUGUCCCCGGGCAGCGCCGUGGGCUGCGCCUGCCUGUCGACCAUGGCGGCGCUAUGCGCCAACGGGACGUGCAGCGAGGAGGAGCAAGCACGGGUGGCGCUGGUGGUGCGCCGCGUGCGCCAGUCGCCCGGCCUGCCUGUGGCGGCGCGGCACGCGGCCCUGGCUGCAGCGCUGGACCUGGCCGCCGCGCAGCGCGGGCCCGCGGCGGCCCUGCAGCUGGCGGUGGCGGCGGCAGAGGCAGCACAGGCGGCAGAGGGGCCCGAGGCAGCGGCGGCGGCGCCGCCGCUGCUGCUGCCUUCGGCCUCCACCCCAGCCCUUCUGCUGGAGGAGGCAGCGCAGCUGAUGGUGGCAGCCACAGAAGCUGCGGCGGGUGCCGCCGCCGCCAGCGAGCUCUUUGGCGGGGCAGAGGGCGGCGGCGGUGCCGCCGCUGCCGUAGACAUCCCCAUGCCGCUGCUGCGGCGCCUGGCGGCGCUGCUGAGCGCUGGGCGGGACUGCCGGGCACGUCACCUGGCGUUUGUGGUACUGCAGCUGCUGGCGGUACAGCCCCCCACGCUGUACCGCCCGCCGCCGGUGGAGGCGGAGGAGGAUGCCGCCGCGUUCAUCGCCUCUGGCGCGGCCGCGGCGGCGGCAGCGGGGCAGGCUGUCAGCCUGGGCGGCGCCACCCACCGCACCGGCGGGCAGCACCCCUCGGCAGGCGCAGCAGCGGUUGCGGCAGCCCCCAAGAUCCGCCUGCACCUGGGCGGCGGCGCGGCGGGUGGCGGCGCGCGCAGCGUCGCGCUCAGCGGCGGCGUCAGCGGUCCGGAGCUGUCUGGGGAAGGCCCCGCCGUCAGCGACGCCUGCGUGCUGUCGUUGGGUGCGGUGGAGCAGCAGGCGCCGCAGCGGGAGCAGCAGCAGGGAGUGCCGCCAGAGGCGCGCGGCCAGCUGUUCUCCCCUGUGCGGGGCGCUGGUGGCCUGGUGGCGGCCGUUCCUUUUGGCACGGCGUUGGGGGGGGAGGCAGGCCAGGAGGCCGCCAGCCAGCAGCAGCAGCAGGCGGCCUUUGCAGGUGGCGAACCCUUUGUGGCGCCUCAGCCGCAGCCGCAGCCCGCAGGGCCAGCAGCCGCGCCUGCCGCGCCCAAGCUGCGUUUCAAGAUGCCGGCGCCAGCGGCGGCGCAGCAGCAGGAGCAGCAGCAGGAGCAGCCCGCUCCUGCGCCGGCGGGCAGGAAGCGCAGGGCGACGCCGCCGGCGGCUGCCCAGCAGCAGGCGCCGCCGCCGGCUGCCCAGCCGUCGUGGUGGCAGCGGGCGGCCUUCCCUGACCUGCAGCAGCAGCCAAGCGGAGCCCCCUUGGCCGCCCCUCCGCCAGACGGCAGUGCCCCGCCAGUGCCCUAUGCAGCAUCGGGAUGGGACGCAGCCGCAGGGGCGUGGGGGGCAGGCGCGCCAGGAGGUGGGGCCGGGGCGGGGCUGCCGCAGCCGCUGCCCGCGCAGCAGCAGCAGCCGCCGCAGCAGGCGCCCCCCAAGACCAAAUUCAAGCUGAAGGUCAAAAUGCCGAUGCCUCCGCAGUGA
Messenger RNA from Chlorella variabilis, 5235 nucleotides. RefSeq lists its product as hypothetical. Gene Ontology annotation, cellular component: transcription factor TFIID complex. Gene Ontology annotation, molecular function: transcription cis-regulatory region binding; chromatin binding; RNA polymerase II general transcription initiation factor activity. The record is from RefSeq and is a predicted model, not a curated record. The coding region runs from base 1 to 5235 and encodes 1744 amino acids. Lineage: Eukaryota; Viridiplantae; Chlorophyta; Trebouxiophyceae; Chlorellales; Chlorellaceae. Gene Ontology annotation, biological process: transcription initiation at RNA polymerase II promoter. The transcript has 34 exons.